AUGCAGCUCCUACUCUUAAUGACAACCAGGCGUCUACUGCAGCUGCUCCUGCUGAUCUCCGCCGUGGCGACAACCUGUGCAGCUGCAGCCUUGUAUCCACCAGGCCAUGACCCAUGGCCUGACGACGAGAGAGCUCUUGUGGCUUUCAAGGCCAAGAUCUCUGGCCACUCCGGCGUGCUGGACUCGUGGAACCAGAGCACCAGCUACUGCAGCUGGGUGGGCGUCACCUGCGGCAGGAGGCACCGGUGGAGGGUGGUAGCCCUGAACCUCACUUCCCAGGGGCUCGCCGGCACCAUCUCCCCUGCUAUCGGUAACCUCACUUUCCUGCGCUCACUGAACCUGAGCUCCAAUGGCCUGCAGGGAGAGAUCCCUCCCAGCAUCGGCUCUCUCUGGCGCCUCCGACACAUUGACCUGGGCCUCAACAUGCUCACCGGCGUCAUUCCGAGCAACAUUAGCCGUUGCAUCAGCCUCCGUGAGAUGCACAUCUACAGCAACAAGGGAGUGCAGGGAAUCAUCCCAGCCGAGAUUGGCAACAUGCCAUCGCUCUCAGUUCUAGUGCUGAAAAACAACAGCAUCACCGGAACCAUCCCGUCGUCUCUUGGGAACCUUUCCCGGUUGGCACUCCUGUCCUUGUCAAGGAACUUCCUGGAGGGACCAAUCCCUGCAGGCAUCGGCAGCAAUCCGUAUCUCGGUUUGCUUGACCUCUCCCUUAAUAAUCUCUCCGGUUUCCUCCCUCCUUCCCUGUUCAACCUGUCAUCUAUUUCUCUCUUUUAUGCGGCUGUCAACCAGCUCCGUGGCCAUCUACCAUCUGACCUGGGGAAUAGCCUUCCCAGUAUCCAACAUCUUGGGAUUGGAGAAAACCGAUUUACUGGAGCUCUUCCGCUAUCACUAACCAAUCUCUCCAGGCUCCAGCUUCUUGACUUAGGAAUUAAUAAUUUUACUGGAGUUGUUCCUGCUGAAUUGGGCAGAUUGAAACAACUUAAAGUGUUUGCUCUGUAUGAAAACAUGCUAGAGGCAAACAACGAGGAAGAGUGGGAAUUUAUUGGUUCUUUGGCGAAUUGUAGCAGAUUACAACAACUGAUAUUUGGAUGGAAUAGGUUUGCAGGAAAACUGCCAGGUCCGUUGGUUAAUCUGUCUACAAAUCUCCAUCUGCUGAGGAUGGAACACAACAGCAUAUCCGGUGCCAUCCCAAUAGAUAUUGGAAAUUUGGCAGGUCUUGGGAUGCUUGAUUUUUCCCACAACUUACUCACUGGGGUCAUUCCUGAAAGCCUCGGAAAGCUUACACGAUUGCAGCAGCUAGGCCUCACUUCAAACUACCUCUCAGGACAUCUACCAUCCUCCAUCGGAAACCUUUCUAAUCUACUUCAACUUUAUGCACGCGACAAUAGCUUGGAGGGGCCAAUUCCACCGAGCAUUGGAAACUUGAGCAAACUUUUGGCCCUAAGUCUGUACAAUAACAACCUUACUGGCUUGAUUCCUAACGAAAUUAUGGAGCUGCCGUCGAUCUCAAUGUUUCUCGAUCUGUCCAACAACAUGCUGGAGGGACCACUUCCGCUAGAAGUUGGCAGUUUGGUACUUCUUGAACAACUCUUCCUAUAUGGAAACAAAUUGUCAGGUGAGAUACCCAAUACUAUUGGCAACUGCAGGGCCAUGGAAAUCCUCUAUAUGGAUGACAAUUCAUUCCAAGGAAGCAUACCUUCUACGUUCAAGAACAUGGUAGGCUUGACGGUACUUGGUUUAAUGGACAACAAGCUGAAUGGAAGCAUCCCUGGCAACCUAGCUACCCUUACCAACCUACAAGAGUUGUAUCUUGGCCACAACAAUUUAUCUGGAACAAUCCCAGAGCUUUUAGGUAAUUCAUCAUCGUUGUUUUGCCUAGAUCUGUCCUACAACAAUUUGCAAGGUGAAAUACCAAAAGGAGUUUUCAAAAAUUUGACCGGACUAUCAAUUGUUGGUAACAAUGGGUUAUGCGGGGGGAUACCACAGCUCCAUCUGCCAAAAUGCCCAAGCUCUUGUGCAAGAAAGAAUAGAAAAGGCAUACCCAAGUUUCUCAGAAUAACAAUCCCAGCAAUAGGAAGUCUCAUCUUACUUUUUCUGGUUUGGGCUGGAUAUCACCACAGAAAGUCCAAGACAGUACCGAAGAAAGAUUUGGCACCACAAUUUGCAGAGAUAGAGCUUCCAAUAGUUCCAUACAACGAUAUAAUGAAGGGAACAAAUGGAUUUUCAGAAGCAAAUGUGCUUGGAAAGGGAAGAUAUGGUACAAUAUACAAGGGCACGCUAGAAAAUCAAGCCAUUGUCGUUGCUGUUAAGGUGUUUCAUCUCCAACAAUCAGGAUCCUACAAAAGCUUCCAGGCUGAAUGUGAGGCACUAAGAAGAGUGAGGCACAGAUGCCUUCUAAAGAUCAUUACAUGUUGUUCUAGCAUCAACCACCAGGGUCAAGACUUCAGAGCACUAGUCUUUGAGUUCAUGGCUAAUGGCAGCUUAAAUCGAUGGAUCCACCCAAAUUUGGAUGGCCAAAAUGGACACAGAGCACCCAGCUUGUCACAGAGGUUGGAUAUCGCUGUGGACAUUGUGGAUGCUUUGGACUAUCUUCACAACGGUUGUCAGCCAUCGAUCAUCCAUUGCGAUCUCAAGCCAAGUAACAUUCUUCUCAAUCAGGACAUGAGAGCUCGUGUCGGAGAUUUUGGCAUUGCUAGAGUUCUAGAUGAAGCAACAAGCAAACAUCAUGUGAAUUCCAGUUGCACAAUAGGAAUCAGAGGUUCCAUUGGAUAUAUUGCUCUAGAAUAUGGAGAAAGGCUUGCGGUGUCGACAUGUGGAGAUGUAUUUAGUUUUGGCAUCACUUUGAUCGAGAUGUUCACAGGGAAGAGCCCGACAGAUGAUAUGUUUAGAGAUGGGAUAAGCUUGCAUUAUUAUGCCAAGGCUAUCAUGGAGAUAGCAGAUUCCAACAUCUGGCUACAUGAUGGAGUAAACAAUAGCAAUGAUAUAGCGCAUAUAACAAGAACCUGGGAAUGCUUAUCGGCUGUCAUUCAGCUUGGUGUCAUUUGUUCAAAGCAAUUGCCCACAGAGCGAUUGUCAAUGAACGAUGUUGCUGCAGAGAUGCAUGCUAUCAGAGAUAAAUAUAUUUUUACUCAAUAA
Miscanthus lutarioriparius is the source of this 3135-nucleotide messenger RNA. NCBI's taxonomy places the organism in Eukaryota, Viridiplantae, Streptophyta, Magnoliopsida, Poales, Poaceae. The record is from the annotation of a GenBank genome assembly.